AUGACGGGACACUGUGCCACAGCAUCCAGUACAGAUCUGGAGAGAAACGAGGUGCUGGAUGUGAACGACCACUCUCCCAACUUCUCAACGAAGGAGUCACGUCUCGAAAUUUCCGAGUCAGUUUUACCAGGCUUGCGCCUCCAGCUACAAGCAGCACACGACCCCGAUGUUGAUCCAAAUACAGGUGAAAUUAUUGUUCAAGAUCUGAUAGACUUUGAGUUAGAGGAAAGUUAUGAAAUUGAUAUAGAGGCGUCUGAUAGAGGAUCGGCUCCUCUGAGGACAGACAAAAGUGUGUUGGUGAAUAUAGUUGAUUUAAAUGAUAACACCCCACAUAUAGAGGUUACAUCAUUUUCAAGGGCAAUAACAGAGGAUGCCAGACUGGGAACCACUGUGGCAUUGAUCAGUGUUCUCGAUAAAGACUCUGGUCUUAACGGGAAAGUUCUUUGCUCUUUUAAUGAAGAUGUUCCUUUCACAUUAUUACCUUCAACACAAGACAACAUUUACUCUAUAGUCACGAAUUCGCCCCUGGAUAGAGAAAAACAGUCCACAUAUGAUGUUACAAUUGUUGCAAAAGAUGCAGGUGUGCCGUCGUUAUCUUCUGAAAAACGCAUUAGUAUUGUUGUAUCAGAUGUGAAUGAUAACAGUCCAGAGUUUUCAGCGAGUCCUUACACAUUUUAUGUUACUGAGAACAACUCUCCUGGAGCUUCACUGUUUUCUGUGAGGGCAUCAGACCGCGACGAGGGUGACAAUUCUCGUAUUUUGUAUGACAUUUUAAGAGACGGAAAAGAGAAUAACAAACUUCAAUCAUUUAGUCUCAACAUAAACUCUGAAAACGGAGACAUUUUGGCGCUAAAAAGUUUCGACUUUGAAACUCUGAAAACGUUCCAGUUCCAAGUUGUUGCCUCCGAUUCUGGAACUCCGUCACUGAGCAGCAACGUCACAGUGAACGUGUUCAUUCUGGAUCAGAACGACAACGCUCCAGUCAUCCUGUAUCCAGUCAGCUCUAACGGUUCUGCUGAAGGUGUGGAGGAGAUUCCCCGCAAUGUGAACGCAGGACACUUGGUGACUAAAGUCAGAGCCUAUGACGCUGAUAUAGGAUAUAACGGCUGGUUACUCUUUUCACUGCAGCAAGUCACUGACCACAGUCUCUUUGGUUUGGACCGCUAUACAGGACAGAUCAGAACACUUCGCUCCUUCACAGAGACAGACGAGGCUGAGCACAAACUGAUCAUACUGGUCAAAGACAAUGGGAACGUGUCGCUCUCAGCAACAGCUACUGUGGUGGUCAAACUUGUGGAGCCCAAAGAGGCUUUUGCAGCUUCUGAUGUUAAAAGUUCAGCAAAAGAUGAGGAGGGGACCGAUGUGACUUUUUAUCUGAUGAUAACUUUGGGCUCAGUUUCUGUACUUUUUCUCAUCAGUAUCAUUGUGCUGAUUGCAAUGCAGUGCUCUAAAACCACAGACUAUACUUCUAAAUAUCUGCAAGAGACUAAUUAUGACGGGACACUGUGCCACAGCAUCCAGUACAGAUCUGGAGAGAAACGGUACAUGUUAGUUGGACCCAGAAUGAGUAUAGGAUCUACUAUAGUCCCGGGCAGCCACGCGAAUACACUAGUGCUCCCUGACAGGAGGAGGGGAUCUGGAGAGGAGGUUACUGUCGCUGUCCUUGGUACUGAUUUAUUUUUCUCAUCAGCCGACGAUCAUUUGUGUAGGCGUCGUGUGCUUUACCAAUUGUUAAGAUGGAUGUUGCAUUGAAUGUCAGGGUGCUUUGGGAGAACAAAAUACACCGGAGACACAUACACCAUAUAUUGUAUAUCAGAACUGGAUAUUAGAGGAGCUAGGCCACAUAAAGGAACACUGAAUACCCGAGUGCUUGUGGACAAAUAUAUAUAAACUAGUGGGGUCUUUGAAUUUCUCUCA
Molecule: messenger RNA, 1917 nt
Organism: Micropterus dolomieu (smallmouth bass)
Lineage: Eukaryota; Metazoa; Chordata; Actinopteri; Centrarchiformes; Centrarchidae
Product: protocadherin alpha-8-like
Exons: 5
Coding region: 1-1752 (583 amino acids)
Biological process (GO): homophilic cell-cell adhesion
Cellular component (GO): plasma membrane
Molecular function (GO): calcium ion binding
Source: RefSeq, a predicted model, not a curated record